Molecule: messenger RNA, 2881 nt
Organism: Ostrea edulis (European flat oyster)
Lineage: Eukaryota; Metazoa; Mollusca; Bivalvia; Ostreida; Ostreidae
Product: acetylcholine receptor subunit beta-like
Exons: 1
Coding region: 1-1233 (410 amino acids)
Biological process (GO): signal transduction; chemical synaptic transmission; regulation of membrane potential
Cellular component (GO): synapse; membrane; neuron projection
Molecular function (GO): neurotransmitter receptor activity; transmembrane signaling receptor activity; extracellular ligand-gated monoatomic ion channel activity
Source: RefSeq, a predicted model, not a curated record
AUGAAGCUGUAUAUUUUUAUCACGAUUUUCAAUAUUCUAUCGUUAUCGCAAUUCCUGGGUCUUAGUGUCACUGUUCCACACUUUGCGACCCUGCAAGACCAAAAAAACCUUCAAGAUCAAAUGUUGAAUGGAUACAGAAAGACAUUAAGGCCAAUAUUGGACCAAGAUCGACCAGUGAUUGUCAAUAUUUCAUUUACGUUUAAUAACAUUCACAAUUAUGACGAAGUCAGUGGUCUGUUCGCUUUCACUGGCAGGCUUUAUUUAUCCUGGAAAGAUGAGUCCAUCGGUUGGGAUCCAAAGGAUUAUGGGAAUGCAACGGCCACUAGACUUCCGGUGGAUGAAAUGUGGAUCCCAAACAUUGGUGUACAAAAUCCAGCAGAAAGCGAGGAAUUUAUGGAGAUUGAGGUAGCAGGAUUUACUGUAGAGGUCACGAAUAAAGGAUUUGUGCAAAUGGGUAAUUCAGGGAUGAUCAAAAUCAUGUGCGAACCUGAUGUGACGUAUUAUCCAUUCGAUAUGCAUCAUUGUGCGUUAACUUUAAAUGUUCUCAAUUUUAAAGAUCACGAAGUCCAGCUCAAACUCACUAAACCAGCUAAAGGCGGCUACGCAUUCAAACAAAAUGGACAAUGGAAUAUAUCCAUUCUACAAACCUAUGUGACUGACCUAGAAAUGGUUAUUCAGCUAACGUUAAUGAGACGAUCGUCCUUUCUCGUAGUAAACAUAUUUCUACCGGUCAUUUUCCUAUUGUCGAUAAACGUGGCCGUUUUUCUUCUUCCGGUAGAAUCGGGCGAGAGGAUAUCCUUCUCCAUCACCAGUUUCUUGUCUUUUGCGGUUUUCAUUACUAUCCUUACGGAGAAAGUUCCACAUCAGUCGAACCCUCUCUCAAUCAUCAGCGCCAUAUUUGCUUUUCAACUUGCAAACAGCACCGUCAUCCUAAUCUGUAACGUGCUUGUUGUGAACAUUUACCACAAGUCCACGGAAAUCGGCUCGACUUGUGUCAUUUCCUUUGUGAAGUUCAUGGGACGAAAAUCACGAAGAAAAAUGGUGUCUCCCGUCAUCAGCAUCAAAGUAAAUCCCAAGGAUGGGUGUCGUAAAUCCUUUGAUGACGCCGCGGACGAGAAAGUCACUUGGAAAGAGGUGGCAAGUGCAUUUGACAAAUUUUUCUUAUUUACUUUCCUCUGUUCUACUUUGGUUCCUGUUUUGGUUUUUAUUCUUUAUGUUAUGUAUCAUACAUAAGAGUUUUGUAAAUACUUAGAAAGAACUUUAUCGUUCUUGGCAUACUUAUAUUUACUAUGGAUAACUCCGUUUAUACCUGAUCAAAAUAUAGGACUCACGGCGGAUGUGACCGGUCGACAGGGGAUGCUUAAUCCUCCCACCUCUGGUAUAUCCAGGGGUUCGUGUUUGCCCAACUCUCUAUUUUGUAUUGUUUGUAGGAGUUAUGAGAUUGAUCACUGUUUGUUAUCUUCACCUUUCAUUGUACGGACUGUAUUUCCGUGUGCUGCAUGCAUCCAUGUCUUAAACCAAACUGCAUUGAUAAUGUAAGAAUGGAUGAAAAAAUUGUAUUCAGAAUUUUGAUGGAUUUGUUCGUUUGAUGGGAUUAAUUCAUUUUGAAAUUGUUCACACUUUUAUGCAUUCAUUGUUCAAAGAUGAACUGUUAAUGAGGAGACUACGGCGAGAAGAAAUAAGCCACCAAUAGCAUUUUCAAUCAUUUUUAUCCAAUGUUGUUUUAAUCACGUAUUGACAUCUCUAGCCAAUACUCAAAAUACAUGUACAUGUAUGUACAAAGAUAUUUAAUCAAAGAUACGAUAUGUGUGAAUGUAAAUCAUCCCAAAACCUUAACUGUAAUGUUGUUGUGUGCCAAGGAGAAAACUUAUCUCCAUUUAUUUCUCACUAUGUACAAAUGAUUUAGAAAAUUAUUUUAUAGGCAGAAAUGUUAUUGGUGUUACUACAAACACUGGGGCAUAGAAGAGUUAUAAGAAACGUUACACACAUGUAUAAGAAAAGUAAGACUAUUUAAUUCACCGUCAAUUGUUGAACGUGCUCAUUUACGUUUUAUAAAACAUACCUGAUUUAUAAAGUAAUACGACAAGUUAUGGUUCACGGUGAAACGGGGCGAUGUCAUAUAUUUAACAAUUUUACUAUAAUGAUUUCUGAUUGAUAACAAAUUGAGUUAGAUUAUUUGUGUAUGUACGUAACGUAUCUGACAAAAGAAAACUAACAAACCCAAGGCUCUUGUUUUUAUAAAGUAUUUAGACAGGUGAGGCAUUUUAAACAUUUAGUUUGAGCAUGGAUUAUAUAUACAAUUAAAGCUUUAUGGAUAAAGAUAACUGAUAAACAAAGGCUAUGAGAUCUAUUUUUUUUUUUUUUUUUUUUUUUUUUACAAAUAUGGCUUGAUGAUAUCUCUGGGCCUUCAAAGUGAGUGAUUUACAGAAGUUUUAAAACGAAUUUUGAAUGUGAGGAAUAUUUGACAUUGUUACCAAGACAUGUACCGUUACAAAAAGAUCUCUGUUAAAUUUAGAACAGCAAAGCACCACAUUCCUGUCGAAGAAGACGGAUUCACAAAAAUGAAUUCUGUUGUACAUUAUGCAAUUGUAACCAAAUUAGGGAUGCAUUUCAUUGUAUUCUAGAAUGUAAAGCAUUGUACAAAUUACACAUAUAUUUUGUUGAUAUACAGUAGACUACUGCUAUGCCCAAAACACUGAAAUAUUUUGUGAACUUAUGUCUUCUAGAGAGUCUGUAUUUCUUAAGAAAGUAAUGCAUAUUCAUUUUGAAAAUCAAUGAUAUUGUCUGUUCUCGUAAUUUUCUCUGUUUGAUCCGUGUGUUAUUGUAUAUAUGUAAAUACGAUUCGUGUAACAUUCCAUUGUCUGUGUGAAAUAAACUGAAC